CUCUUCGUUCCUCCCCUCUGCUCUAGCUAGACUUCAGUGUCUUGAUCUUCUUGAUCGUGUUAAGCCUGGCUGAUAAAUCAGAGCAUACACGUAUGGAGAAGAACAGGUUGAGCAACAACUUGAAAGACCAUGGUAUUGUCACUAGAGCCAUUAGAGAUUCGAACAACAAAAGAAUAAUCCACUGCAGCCAAAGCUGUGAAGAAGACUACAUCAAUGGCUUCUCAUGGCCUCCAAGGUCUUACACGUGUAGCUUCUGCAAAAGAGAGUUUAGAUCUGCUCAGGCUUUGGGGGGCCAUAUGAAUGUUCACAGGAAAGACCGAGCCAGGCUGAAAAACUCACCCCCAAUAGAUGGUCAGUACACUAGUACCAUUUUUAACCUUAACCUUAAACCUAACCCUAACCCUAAUUUCUUAUCAACAUCGUCACCAUCAUCAUCUUCCUCUUUGGUAUCACCAUUUAGUAGCUCAUUAUCACUACCCUCUUUGAUAUCACCUCCACUUCCUCCUCCUCCACCACCUAUAUUUUCGGUACCAUCUAGCGAAAAUAUGAAAUGGGUUGUGGGAGGCACCCUUUUUAAUCAUCCUUUAAACCUCAAAGCUUCGGAUUUAAGUACUAAAUUGAAGGGUGCAAAAUCUUUGUGUGGGGUUGGACAAGAAGAUCAAGAUGGGUGCAUAAAGACUUUGAAGAAGGCAGCCGAUCCUCAUCAAAUUCUUAGGUUGGACUUGGAGAUUGGUAUGUUUGGUGACACAAAUAAGGAGGACUUGGAUUUGGAGCUUCGAUUAGGAUACUCCUAGCUUUCACUAGCUAGCUAGUGAUGAACACUUCCAAGCAUCCUUUUAGUUAAGAAUGUAUGUUCACUUGGUUGAGAUCAACUUAUGAAGAGGCAAAAGAAAUGUUAAUUUUGGAGAUUCUUCAAUGUAAGAGAAUAUUAGUUAAAUUAGUUGUCUUAAUGGUCGUUGUCAAACUGCGUAUUCUCACAAC
Molecule: messenger RNA, 981 nt
Organism: Prunus mume (Japanese apricot)
Lineage: Eukaryota; Viridiplantae; Streptophyta; Magnoliopsida; Rosales; Rosaceae
Product: transcriptional regulator SUPERMAN
Source: RefSeq, a predicted model, not a curated record